Messenger RNA from Salarias fasciatus (jewelled blenny), 4110 nucleotides. It is a transcript of the gene card14, whose product is annotated as caspase recruitment domain family, member 14. Gene Ontology annotation, cellular component: cytoplasm. The record is from RefSeq and is a predicted model, not a curated record. NCBI's taxonomy places the organism in Eukaryota, Metazoa, Chordata, Actinopteri, Blenniiformes, Blenniidae. Gene Ontology annotation, biological process: regulation of apoptotic process. The transcript is spliced from 20 exons. Gene Ontology annotation, molecular function: CARD domain binding. Bases 64 to 3006 code for a protein of 980 amino acids.
GGAGCGCAGCGGCGCGCAGAGGAGCCGACAGGAGCGCGUCAUUUGCGCACAGCAGCGGCCAGCAUGGCUGAAAGCUUCGUCCCGGAGCGGCCGGACCUGAAGGAGAUGGGAGAGGAGGAACUGUGGGAGCUGAUCAACGACAACCGGUACCGGAUCUCCAAGGACGUGCGGCCCUGCAUCCUGAUCCCGUACCUGAGGCAGGCCCGGGUCCUCACCGAGCUGGACGAGGACGAGAUCCUGUCGAGCCACAAGCUGGACAACCGCAGCAUGAGGACCAGCUACAUGCUGGACCUGCUGAGGACUCAGGGCCGGAACGGCGGCGUGGCCCUGCUGGAGGCCCUGAUGAUCCACUACCCCAACAUCUACACCACGGUGACGGGCCGCAAGCCCAGCACGGAGCCGUCCCGGUUCAGCGGCCUCAUCAAGUACUCGGAGCUGACGGAGUACCUGGUGCGCGCCGUGACCGGGAUGCAGAAGGAGCUGCACGGCGCCCGCGAGGAGGCCGCCGAGAAGCGCAAGCAGUGCAAGUCCCUGGAGGCGGAGAUCAAGCAGAUCAUGGAGCAGGAGGAGAAGGCCCGCUGCCUCCGGGCGGAGAACCAGCGGCUGCAGAGGCACCUGAGCUCCCUGCAGAGGGAGGUCACCCAGCUGAAGGAGGAGAAGUGCGACCUCUACAUCCGCUACACCGCCACCAUGGAGGAGAAGGCGUCUGUCAACAGCAGGCUGCACGACCUCAACCUGCAGCUGUACCAGCUCCAGACGGAGCUGCAGAGCGCCCAGACGGAGAACGAGCUGCAGAGGCAGCGCUCGCGCCGGCUGGCCUCCUCCGCCGCCUCGCCUCAGCUGCAGGAGGAGGUCCGCAGCCUCCGCAGCCAGCUGGCCAAGGCCCAGAAGCUGGACCCGGCCCGGCAGGACAUCCUGGCCCAGGACCUGGCGGAGGCCAUCGACAGCCAGGUGGAGCUGGCGGAGCAGCUGCGGUGUUACCGGGAGGAGAACGAGCAGCUGCUGCGGGACAAGAAGGGGCUCCUGGAGCAGAAGGAGUGUCUGAGCCACCAGGUGCAGAAACUGACCAUGGAGUGUAAGAUGCAGCAGCAGAAGAGCACCGUGAUCCAGAACCAGAUGAGAGACCUGCAGGUGGAGCGGGACCAGGCGUACAUGUCCAGAGACGAGGCCCAGGCCAUGAUCACCCGGGUCCUGGCCGAGAAGGACGCGCUGAGGGACCAGCUGAUGGAGCUGCAGGAGCGCGUCUUCUGUCUGCACGCCAAGCGCCGGUCCCGCGAGCGGCAGCACAGCUCGGAGGAGCGGGACGUGAGCUUCGACAGCCCGCAGUCCAGCGGCGAGGAGUGUCCCGUCCCGCCCAGACGCAGGCUGCGGCGCAUGGACGCCGUCAACCCCAUGUCCAGGAGCUUCUUCAGCUCAGAGUAUGAAGACCCUGUGGCCAGCAGCGUCCGGUCCCGGAGCGCCGAGCCGCCCAGUCCAGAAUCCCUCCGCCGCAGGAAAAAGGUCCUGUACGAGGACAACAGCUCUGAAGCAACGGAGUGCGACACUCUGCUGGAGGACUUCGUGGUUCUGCCCGAUGUAGGAGGUGAAGACGAGAAGGCGCCUGGGCUGUCCCCCUGCGAGGACACGUUCAGCUUGUCCUCGAAGACCUCGGCUCCCCCCUUCCUGCUGCGCUCGCGUCCCAAGGCGCUCCGCGUCACCGCCCGCAUCCUGAGCCUGUCCUUCCAGGGCGAGGCGCUGCCCAGCCAGCUGAGCGUGGUGGGCGGCAACAAGACCGGCGUGUUCGUGCACCAGGUCACCGAGGGCAGCGCCGCCCACGCCGUGGGCAUCAGCCCGGGAGCACAGAUCGUGGAGCUGAAGUACGAGCAGAACCAGAAGGCUCUGAGGAUGACCCUGGAGGACUCCACUUUGGAAGAGGCGACCUGGGCUCUGGGUCAGGUCACUGGCCUCUGUCACCUCUCCCUCCGGCCCAAACAAGACGAGUACGAGGCGCUGCUGCAGCAGCUGCAGGGCAGCAAGAUGUCCUCCGGAGACUCCUUCUACGUCCGGGUCAACAUGUCUCUGGCCGCCGGCUCCAGCGGGACUCUGUCCGUGUCCUGCAACGACAUCCUGCACGUGACGAACACCAGGCCGGCGGGCGCCGAGGACCUGUGGUACGCCAGCCAGGUUCACCCCAUGAAGCUGCUGGACCUGCAGAGCGGAACUGUGCCCAAUUAUUACAGAGCACAGAGGCUCCUGAUUCGAAUACUUGAAGACAUAAGCUUUCAAACAAAGAAGUCUCCGAAGGACCAGAACAAACAGAAGGCAGUGAGGAUCGUCAGCACCGGGCGCCAGGGCAGGAACCCUCUGUGGGUCAGCAUCGAGGAGGAACACAACAAGAGCGCAGAGUCCGGAGACACAUCUGCGCCCAAAAGUUGCGUGACCCUCAUGCCCUACACCCUGGUCACCCCCCACGUCCCCCCCACCUGCAGACCGGUCCUGCUGCUGCCCACCGUCCUGGGCCGCACCCUGGACAAGAAGCUGGCCAGCUGGCAGGGCUUCCAGCUGUGUGAGCCCGAGGUGCUGAGCUCCAGUGAACACGCUGCCAGACUCCAGAAAUCCGAGAUCCUGGAGGAGUGCGAGCAGGGAAGAAACUGCUGCUACACCCUGCAGAGUGUGGAGAAAGUCAUGAAUAAGGGGAUCCACUGCGUGCUGCCGCUGGGUCUGGACUGUGUGCGACGGCUGCACCGCUUCAAGAUCUACCCCAUCAUCAUCUUCAUCGGCCAGACGGCGCGCAGCGCUCGCAAACUGAAGUACAUCCGGUCGAAGCUGCUCCGUCCCAGCCACUCCGAGGACCAGCUGCUCUGCUGCUCCAAGAACGAGGAGCCGCUGCUGGACAAGCUGCCGUGUCUGUACCACAGCGUGGCGCCCGACUCCUGGUGCGACCAGAACUCGCUGCUCACCAACCUGCGGGGCAUCAUCUGGGAGGAGCAGAAGAAGAUCGUGUGGGUGGAGCCAGACCUGUGGUGAAGCUGGACACACACACACACACACACACGCACACACACACACACACACACACCGAGUGGACAGUUUGAUACCGACACACACAAAGCGGGAAAAUAAGCUUUACAAGAGAGAUUUUUGUGAAGAUGAGUAAGUAUCUGUGAUACGGACUGCGGAUGUGAAGGAGUUUGACUCUACUGGAUGAAAACAUGAAUCCUGUUUAAGGUAUUUGUUUAAAACAAACACAUGUAAUGUCUCUGAAGACACAGACGCUUGUCUGGAUUAUGUACUGUAAUCUGGUCUGACACUGUCAGAAGAACCCAGCCCACCACUGUAAACGUCAGCUCAGAGUUCGUCUGGUUAGUCCUGGUUCCGCGUGUCGGAAACAAACUGCAGCUCCGGUGAAACAGGACGUUUAGAACGUUACAACAGUCAUUAAUGAAGGACUGAGACUCAGUUAAAUGGAACAAAAUAUUCUGUCUGGAGGAAAUGAUUCUUCAAUAGUAGUUAUUUCAGCUGCAAGUUCAGCUCGUUCAUCUUACCACGAGGUCUGGGUUAGUUAUUAUAACUAGAGUCUGAGUUAAUUAUAACAACUAAAGUCUUGGUUCGUUGUAACAACUACAGUCUUGGUUGUUAGAAUCACUAAGUUAGUGCUUACUAAUAAACUGUGUCCUUCACUUUAAAUACGCCGUAUUCUGUCCUUCCUGAAAAUAACUAGUUGGUUGUUGAAUCUUCGCCACAUUUUGUUCAGUCUGAUGCUGUUAACUCAGUCAACCAGCGGUUAGUUAACCCACCAUCCAGAGUAUGUUACAGUCAACUAACAGCUCAACCAGCUGACACGUGGAACUGGUUCAUUCUAAAUUUUUUAAGUUUUUAUAAGUAACUUUUGGGUUUUGUGGUGUGGAGAGAAACUGAAUGAUCUCCUAAUAAUCCUGACGCUGCUAAGACGGUUUCCUCUGUCUCUCAGUUAUUUUCACCCUCAACCAGAAUCCCCUCUGGGCCACUGGGUGAUUUCUGUAUUUAGACACUUUUCACAGUUUAUUCAGAAGAAUUCUGUUUCCUGUCUGUGGGGUUCUCUUUGACUCUGUUUUCUUGGUUUCUUUUGGAAUAAUAAACAUUGAUUCUAUA